Bursaphelenchus okinawaensis is the source of this 727-nucleotide messenger RNA. The record is from the annotation of a GenBank genome assembly. Lineage: Eukaryota; Metazoa; Nematoda; Chromadorea; Rhabditida; Aphelenchoididae.
AUGUCAAUUUUACUACCUGGUGCCAACUGCAGUAACUUUGUUUGCCUCAAUAAGACCAGGUGUGUCGUGGAUGAAUUGAAGUAAGUUGACAAAAAAAAUACGAAAAACUUUUUAAAAUUGUUAUAGUUUUGUAAAAUACGUUCUCUCUUAUUCCUUUUAGUAAAUGUUGUUGCUGUGUGUCUUAUUUAACAGUGUUUUGUGUGGACAUGUUUCAUCGUAUAACAUGUCACUACAAAAUACAAAUUUAACAAAAUAUCAAAUAAUUUAUCAUUUUUCAUUAGCCUAUCACUUAAAAAGUCGUUUUUAUUUCUAGACGACAUGUUAUACGAUGAAAUAUGUAUUUUUAAAGUCAAGGACAUGUUUCAUCGUAUAACAUGUCUGCAAACUUAAAAAAAUGGCUUUAAAAGAAACAAAAUUGGUUUGAAAUACACUAGUAUCUUACAAUAGUUAAUAAAACAAUAUUUUCAGCAAUGGCAUUGGCUGUUUCCGGCCACAAGCUAAAUUCCAAGACUACAGUGCCGCCGAGAUGGUACUAUGGGGUGCGAUUACAAUAUGUUCCGCGUUUACAAUCGCUUCCUUGAUUUGUGCUGCCGUACUGUUACUAGUUAGCUGUUUUUAUGUAGCACAAUGGCUACUGACGAGCACGGCACAACGUUAUCGUGCUUAUGUGUUUCGACAAGAUGACCUACCCACCUAUAGUCAAGCAGUUAGGAAUCGACCGAAAUAG